UUGUCCUUGUCUUAAGGCUCUUUCAUGUUCUUUGAGUCUAGCCGAUAUUUUUUUGUGCGGUCUCUCCAAUAUUUCCUUUGGUGCAUGUGGUGCGCCCAAUACCUUGUCCCAGUUGCAUUUGUGGUAAAGUGUCAGAAGUUAAGAAGAAGACGAGUGAGAACGGCGAAAUGAGUAACUGUGGGGAAAAGUUUUUUCGGUACAACAGCGAAGGAGUGAAGACUACCUGAGUAUUGUUGUGCAAAUCUUUAGGCAUCGGCCCUAAUCUUAAUUGUUUUCUGUUAUUUGGUGAGUCCAUUUAACGCAUCCAGUUAUAUAUCAGUUUCUGUGGCUGGUAGUUUCCUCCUCUUGGCCCUCUAACCUUAACCAUGGGGGACUCUUCGGGGGGCGAGGGCCCCCCGACGGUUAAUGCUGCACAAGAAAAUGACAGUUUAUCCAUUGAUUCUCAAAAUCGUCCGUUGAACGCCAUUAUUUGUAACAUUUUGCCACCGGAUUGCCAAAAAACUGCUGAAGAUAUUUCUAGGCUCCAGUAUUUUGAUGUGCCCUCAGGUGAAGAGUUGUCAAAGUUAUCGGCAGAGAUCCAGAUUAUCAAGAAUCAGUUCGAGCAAGACGCUGAAAUCCUGCGGGAAGUUGCCAAAAUCUCCGCAAACAUAAGAAGGACAGUAAAUCGGAAAACAAAAUAUGAAAUCACCGAUCAGGGGCCUUUUAUGGUGAUUGUGGAGGGGAUUACAGGUAAAGUGGGGACUCUUCAUCCUAUGAACUUUGGGAAGUUACUUCAAGCGCAGAAAGUUCAAGGGAUAUUGAAAAUUUCUAGAAAAGGAGCCAAUAAAAUCGGUUUGGAGUUUAACACCUCUGAGUCUGCAAAUAAAUUUUUAUCUAAUGAAACAUAUUCGACAGCUGGUGGGUAUAAUAAGUAUAUACCUCAAAGACUAGUCACUUGCCGAGGGUUGGUUUGGUCAUUGGAAAAACCAAUGCAAAAGCAAGGGUAGAUGUAGUUUCUGCGCUGGAGAUCAUCCAGUAUUUCAUUGUGAACUGAAAGAACAGUUUUAUAAGAAGAAACCAUGCCCGACAGACCACUUAAAUCAUGAAGGUAAAUGCAGCCUGGGUAAUUGCGAAAUAUCUCCAAAGCCAACUUGCAUCCACUGUAAAGGCUCUCAUCAGGCCACUGAUAGAUCAUGUCCGGAAAUGGACAGACAGAAGAAAAUCAAUGAGGCUAUGGCAUGGUACAACCUAUCCUUUUUUGAAGCGGCCAAACUCUUUCCAAGAGGCCCCAAAUCAAGUGAGUUUAAUCGCUCUAAUGAAAAUUUCCCUCCUAUUCAUAACACGGUUGCCCCCGUCUCUCAGCCUUCCCCUAGAUCUGCUUCUAAAACUUAUUCUGUCAUAGCAAAAAAGCGUAAGUCCCCCCAAAUAGAACCAGGGUAUGAUAGGGACGCCCACAGGGAUUGUCUCGUGCCGCCUUUGACUAGGCAGAAGUUGAAUCACACUGGCAAAAGUCAAUCUUCUCCCUCAUAUUUAAAUGACUUAUCGUCAGAGUCCGAGAUGGACACUGCUUCUCCAGGGGUUUCUUCCUCUGGUGAAUUUUGGUAUCGGUUUGAAAAUUUAAAGAAAAAAGUUUUG
Molecule: messenger RNA, 1614 nt
Organism: Cylas formicarius (sweet potato weevil)
Lineage: Eukaryota; Metazoa; Arthropoda; Insecta; Coleoptera; Brentidae
Exons: 2
Coding region: 366-986 (206 amino acids)
Source: RefSeq, a predicted model, not a curated record